GAGUUUAGUGACGAGGGGACCCAGCCAGUGAUAAGAUAACCUGAUUACAAUACAGAACGGCAAAGUAGUGCACCGACCAUGUUUAAAACUUAUACCUGUUUCAAGAGUUUGUGAUAUAUUUUCAUAUUUCCAAAAGCUUGAAAAGAAGGAGGUAACGAACCAGAUGUCAUUGGAUUUUGCGAAACUCACUAUGACACCAUACUUUAAGACAGCUCUUGUUUUACUUAUUGCCUGUUCACAGUUGGCGGAGGGAUUUCUUAUUGCGGGAGAUGCGUGCUCCUUUGACAACAAAUGCACGUGUUCAAUCAACCGUAUCGACUGCAGCUACAGAUACCUUACUGCAGUUUCCGAUUUUUCGUCAUAUCACAAACAGGCUGAUUACAUCGGUCUAAACUUUAACUUCAUCACAAGCGUCCCGGCAAACGCAUUCGUGGCGCUAUUUUCUGCGUCAUCUAGACGCAUUCUCAUCCGAUUGGACAAUAAUCGAAUUAACAGCGUCGACGUCGACGCUUUCAAAGGAAUUCCGACGAACGUGAGCGUUGACAUCUACUUAAACAACAACAAUUUACAAACCAUUCCAUCCGCUUUGGAAAAAAUAGGCGGGUUGUCGUCCCUGUAUGUACAGAACAACCCCUUAACAAACAUUGACGUGCUGUCAAUUGUUGGUCCUUCACUGAGCGUCUUCAGCGUCAGCUUAAGCAAAUUUCGGUCUUGGCCAACCCAGUUACAGAACUUGACGAGAGUAGUUCACCUCACCUUAGAUCAAAUCCCGUUUAAAAACAUCGAUAGUAACGCUCUGAAAAGCGUCGAUAGCUUAACUUCCCUUACAAUAUCAAACUCCAAACUCGAACAAGUUCCGGAUGCAAUAUGUCUUAUGAAAGACAUGCAGUUAUUUUAUUUUCAUGGGAAUAAAAACCUGAACCAAACCAAACAACUUCUAGUGCCAUGUUCAGGAUACGCUAUGAACUACGUCUCUUUCGUAGAUUUAAGUGACAACGACCUGGUCACAUUUCCUAACGUGUUCGACGUUUUCCCGUCCGUUAAACGACUGCAACUUAUUGACAAUGAUAUCCAUUACAUUGAUUCGGACAUGCUGCCUCAUAGCACAAUGGUGGAAAGGCUCUACAUGGCUGGAAACCGGCUCAAGCGCAUUCCCGGUGAAAUAACAAAACUCUCAGGCCUGAGGCAGUUAUACCUCUCUCACAAUGAUAUAUCAACCAUUGAAGAAUGUGACAUGGCCGGACUGAGGUUUUUAGAAUUGUUGGACCUGAACAAUAACCCGAUAGAGUACGUCUCAAAAUCCGCCCUCAAAGACGCUCAUAUCUUGAACCGAGUAGAACUCGGAGGGACCAACCUAAGGACAAUACCGGAAGCGUUUUCAAGUCUCGCCAAAAUCUCGUAUCUAAACGUGACUGGAAGUCCCAUUGAGUGUGACUGUUCAUUGAAGUCCCUGAGGUCUGUUCUGCCGUUAGACGUUCAAGGAACCUGUGCUUCUUCUUCUCAGACUAUAAACGAUUUCAUUGCAAGCUCAUUAAGUGUGUGUUAAUAAAAGCCUAUAUAACAUUU
Messenger RNA from Magallana angulata, 1566 nucleotides. Its product is annotated as protein flightless-1 homolog. Gene Ontology annotation, molecular function: protein binding. Bases 164 to 1546 code for a protein of 460 amino acids. Gene Ontology annotation, cellular component: plasma membrane. The record is from RefSeq and is a predicted model, not a curated record. NCBI's taxonomy places the organism in Eukaryota, Metazoa, Mollusca, Bivalvia, Ostreida, Ostreidae. The transcript is spliced from 3 exons.